CCACCAAUACAAACCAUAACCAUGGAAUUUUCUGUGUGUCACAAGAAUGCACAAUACUUGUGCUAUUCUAACCCCAUAUGCAAAACCAAACGCCCUUCAACUCUACCAUGCCAAAUCAGCCCUCGUCGGAAUGUAUCGAGGACCAGUUGGGGAUUGAGAACUCCGGCAUCGAGCUUAAUGCAGCAACGAGUGCAUGACCAUAGGAGAUCAGCUGUGGUAGUAGGAUGCGCAAACAAGGGUUGUUCAACAGGGAUGGCAGGCGAGAUAGAAAGAGAACUGGAGGCUGAGAUGCGACCGGAAGAAGGAGCUGAGUGGUUGGGAGUAGGAAGGCUGAGAGACAAGUGUGGAGAAGGCAGAGGAGGAGCCGUGGAGCUGUUGGAGUGUUUGGAAAGGGAAGCAAUUAUGGGUGAAGACGAAGGCAAAGAACCAAACGACUACAACAGGAGGGCUCAAAUCUUCUACAAAAGUGCAAGAGUUUUCCAGGCUCUUCGAGAGAGUGCUAGUAAUGAGUAAUAUACAAGACUCAAGCAAUUGUAACACUAUUUCUGAUGUAUGAUCCUAUCCAAUAAAUCAAAGAUGUUCUUUUUCUCUGA
This is a messenger RNA of Rosa rugosa (rugosa rose), 593 nucleotides long. RefSeq lists its product as uncharacterized. The transcript has a single exon. The coding region runs from base 22 to 513 and encodes 163 amino acids. Lineage: Eukaryota; Viridiplantae; Streptophyta; Magnoliopsida; Rosales; Rosaceae. The record is from RefSeq and is a predicted model, not a curated record.